UUCCCUAGCAUUGAGCCAGGGCAGUUAAAGCGGUCUCAAGCCGGAGGGCCCUCCUCAGCGCACUCCCCCCUUUUGCAUUAGAGGCCUCUCUGCCCGCCUUUCCUCUCCUCUGCGCCGGGAGUUGGAGGAGAGGGCCCUGGGCCUUUCUUGAUCCCUCCGGAUCCAGGCUCUCCAGUGAGGAAGGAGGUUCAGCUGCUGGAGUCCAGAGCUAUGGCUGAGCCCUUGGGAGACUGCAGCCCUCCUCUCUGCAGGAACGGCUGGGAGAACGGAAAGGAUAAUUUGCACCCAAGAAAUCUGAUUCCAGAGCUCUGCAGGCAGUUUUAUCACUUAGGAUGGGUUACAGGGACUGGUGGUGGUAUCAGCAUGAAGCAUGGCAAUGAGAUAUAUAUUGCUCCCUCUGGUGUCCAAAAAGAAAGAAUUCAGCCUGAGGAUAUGUUUGUAUGUGACACUGAAGAACGAGACAUCAGUGGGCCUCCACCACACAAAAACCUAAAGAAGAGCCAGUGUACACCCCUCUUUAUGAAUGCUUAUACCAUCAGAGGAGCAGGGGCAGUGAUCCACACUCACUCCAAAGCUGCUGUAAUGGCCACACUUCUCUAUCCUGGUAGUGAAUUUAAAAUUACUCAUCAGGAGAUGAUAAAAGGAAUCCAGAAAUGUACCACAGGAGGAUAUUUCAGGUAUGAUGACACCUUAGUGGUUCCCAUUGUCGAGAACACACCUGAAGAGAAGGAUCUGAAGGAAAGAAUGGCCAAGGCAAUGAAUGAGUAUCCAGAUUCCUGUGCUGUGCUAGUUAGACGUCAUGGAGUGUAUGUCUGGGGAGUAACUUGGGAAAAAGCCAAGACUAUGUGUGAAUGUUAUGAUUACCUCUUUGAUAUUGCAGUUCAAAUGAAGCAACAUGGACUUGAUCCUGCUGUAGUUCCUACUAAAGAAAAUGGGAUUGUUUAAAAUCAAAUGUCAUCUAAGGAUGACUCUCUUGUUUCAGUGGAAUAUUAUCAAAGAGCUUUUUAGCUUCAUAUCUAUGUAGAUGUAAUUGUUUUGCAAAAUGUUCUUAUCAGAUACAUCGAUCCAUUUGUUAAAAUCACGAAGGAUUUGCAAGAUAGUUUGGACUAUUGCAUUAUAUGGAACGUUCCUAGCCCCUUAAUCUCGCAAUAUAACUGAGAGUAGUUUUGCUUCAAGUUCUUGGUUCAUAUAGGAGACUCCCCCCGCCCUCAGUAACAUUCUCUUGUUAAAAUUGCUGUAAACAAUUUUAAGCUUAAUAUUCAGCUAUGAAAACCUGACAGAUCACUUAAUGGAAAUGUCAUAAAUGUUUGAAAAAACUUUAAAUUAGAACAUGUAGAGUGCCAUGUAUAAAAGCUAUUCUACAAAAAGACAUUAGCCUUCCCUUUUUGAAUAAGUGUUACAAUAAUGAUUUUUAUAACUGUAUUUUUUACUUCAAUAAGCUGGAAUUUCUUUA
This is a messenger RNA of Sceloporus undulatus (fence lizard), 1453 nucleotides long. RefSeq names its product APAF1 interacting protein (gene APIP). Gene Ontology annotation, molecular function: metal ion binding; methylthioribulose 1-phosphate dehydratase activity. NCBI's taxonomy places the organism in Eukaryota, Metazoa, Chordata, Lepidosauria, Squamata, Phrynosomatidae. The transcript has 7 exons. The record is from RefSeq and is a predicted model, not a curated record. The coding region runs from base 211 to 945 and encodes 244 amino acids. Gene Ontology annotation, cellular component: cytoplasm.